AAGCAAUUUCAACUAUGAUGCUGAUAAAACAAACACAUACACACAUUUAAGCACAUAUGUAAACGCAUGCAAAGAUAACACAAUUAACUUACGUUCAUAAAGUCCCUUGUGUUCUAACUWAAGGAAAUAUCCAUAAAAAUGUCCACGCCAAUAAUUCAAAUAACUGCAGAACAAGUUCGUGAGGUACUCAACUGGAGGAUGGUGUGCGCAGCUGUUGAGGAAGCUAUGAAAUCAGUUUCAUAUUCAAAAGUAGAUCAAGAUCGGGAUGACAACGACAGCCCGCAAACGAGUCAACCUGCUCGUAGCAUGACAGUUUGUGGUGAUAAAACCAAUAUUUUAUUAACCAUGCCAGCAUACGUAGGCAAUUACAGAUUGACCUCAAGUACAGAUGAUGAUUCCACUUUAAAAUCCAGCACUUUAGCUUGUAAAGUGGUGACAUCCUUUGGAAAAAAUCCUGAACGCGCAUAUCCACUACCAACAAUUAUGGCAAAUAUUCUUAUCUUUAAUAAGGAAACAGGAAAACUAGAUUGCAUCAUGGAUGGGACAGAUAUUACUGCCUGGCGCACCGCAGCCGCUUCUUUAGUGGCCACAAAGUACUUAUAUUUUCCACGCUAUCCUGAAGGCAUUGCACGACCAAUCAAAGUGGCUAUAAUAGGUACUGGCGUUCAAGGUGAAAGUCAUGCACUUGGUAUGUGCUCCUAUUUCACAGUUAGUGAUAUUUAUCUAUGGAACCGCACUAGUACCAAAGCCGAGUCAUUGGGGAAAAAACUGCAAUCGGAAAUAGCAAACGUAAGAGUUCACGUCUGCUCAACCGCAUCUGAAGCAGUUGCAGAUGCUGAUGUCGUUUGCGUAGGCACAUAUUCUUCCACACCUUUAGUUACACAUACCAUGUUAAAGAAGCGUCAUGUUCAUAUUAAUACCGUUGGCGCUGGUCAAGUGCAUUUUGGCGAAGUUGGACCAGACAUUUACGAGAAUGGAAAAGUAUAUAUUGAUUCCUGGGAAAACGCGAAGAAAGAGUUAAAUGGAUUAAAAGCUGAGCUUAUUGGUGAAGUAGGAGAAGUUAUCAAUACAAAAAAAUAUCCACUGAAUGACAAAAUAACAAUAUUUCAAUCGAUGGGUAUGGCUGCUGAAGAUGCAACAGUGGCGCAGUCGAUAUUGAACGCGGUUCAGUCCAAGAAAGAAUAGAAAACAUUCUGCAAAUUUCAGAGGAUUUAAGAAUUUUCGCGAUUAAAAGGAAAAAUAAUAUUAAGAAAAAAAAAAAAUUAAAGGAAAUCAUUCCAAGGACUAGUAUAAACUGCUAUCAAUGUAAAUAUACCUACUUGUGAAACAAAAUUGUAUAUCUUCUCUGAAAUUUGACUUGUAGUAACUUUUGGUGUAUUCUAUCUUGGCUUUUUUAAAACAGGAAAUUUGUUAUUAUUUAGCUGUUUUCCACUAGGAAUCAACCACUUUUCAUCAAAACUUUAUUAUUUAUUAACAAAAUAUGCAUUUUUCGUAACCUUGAUAAUAAAAACUGCAUCGUUGAGUCGCUUUAAUAUGAAUAUUUGUUGACAAUAUUAUUGUUGCCAGACUACUUCAGUUUUUAAAUACCCAAAACCUCUUUUGUUAAUAGAUUAGUAAAUGUUUCGGAAUAUUUUUCAUAGAUAUUAAGAUUUUUUUAACUAAUUUUAACGAUGCUUGUUCGCAUAGUUUAAAUAUAAUGUAAACUAACAUAUGUUUUAGGUUUACGUUGCAAUUGCAGAAUAAYUUGUACCGUUAAAGCAGUAAUAAUUUUUUGGCAGCACGGCAACCCUAGCUGUUGCACAUUUGGAAAUUGUAAAUAAAAAUUCACAUUGGAAGUUUAAAUAUAAAUAACAUUACAUUGCAGUGACUAACAAUUAUGAGUAUAAUUAAUUUUGAAAUUGAAGAAAUACGUAAGCUGUGCGAAAAUACCGUACCAAAUUCUAAAAUUGUAGCUUGCAUUUGUGGGGAAUCACCGCUUGUGCGCGUAGACAUAAACGAAAAUGAGUCGCAUCGCCAACUCACGGUUUGCCUGCGUUUUCCAGCCAAUUAUCCAGAUGAGUCAAUCCUUGUUGAACUGAAGAGUCGGACGUUGUCCAAUAAGUUCCUAGACGGCCUUGCAACACUUAGUGAGAAACAUGCGCGCCAACAUUUGGGAAAACCGCAAGGACUGCAUGUACUAAGAUUUGUGCAACAAUAUCUGACUGAAAAUCCACUUUGUGUUUGUUUUGACGAAAUACAAGACCUACGCCGMGAUCUUGGCACGGAUGCCACACCGGAUCAAUUGAAAUUAAAACAGCGUCAUUCGAUUGUGCAAUUAACAGCAAAAGGUGGCGAGUACUACUACAAAGUGAGUGCAUUUUUACCGAAGGAUUACCCGAAAGAGUGUGUACAACUACAGAAUCAGGAAACGAAUUUACCAGCAAUUUUGCUUCGUUACUUGAACGGACAAUCACGUGAAAUCGCUAGACAAUGUGUCGAACCACCACUUCGUUUGAAUAAGAAGGAACAAUUGGCUUUUCAACCAGUACCUAGCCUAUAUCGUGCUCUCAAAUUUUGUCUGGCCGCUACAUCGGACUUUCAUAUAGAGUUAUGUCCAAUUUGUGAGAAAGAGGUGUUGCCAAAGAAACCAACUCAGUUGGAGUUAGAUGAUACAAAGGACUCAUAUGUGGAACGUGUAUACUGYGGACACCUUUUUCAUCAGGCUUGCCUGAAGCAUUACCUACAACAGCCACCUUUUCCUAAGGGUGGUAAAUUAUGCCCAGCUAAGCGACGACAUCCGCGUUCCGAUGCAAAGUACUAUAUGGGUGGUGCCAUUAGUAAUGGAAAGCAACCGAUUGUCAAUGCAGACAACGGAGGAACAUGUGGAAUUCGGUUGGCGCACGAUCGUUGGGUUGUUAAUGUAAAACUAGCUGAAUCACGUUGGGCGCAAAAACAAGCGCGGGAACGAGAACUACAGGAAGUAGUAGAUUUUCUGAAGUGAACUGAACUCGUGCCUUACGCAAGUGCAUACUCAAAAAUUAGUAAUUUUAUAUAUGGUUUAUUAGUUGUAAACAGGUUUUGAAACAUUUAAAUUAAAAAUAGAAUAUAUUAAACAAUAAACUAA
This is a messenger RNA of Bactrocera latifrons, 3103 nucleotides long. RefSeq names its product ketimine reductase mu-crystallin. Gene Ontology annotation, molecular function: hormone binding. The record is from RefSeq and is a predicted model, not a curated record. Bases 139 to 1185 code for a protein of 348 amino acids. Gene Ontology annotation, cellular component: cytoplasm. Lineage: Eukaryota; Metazoa; Arthropoda; Insecta; Diptera; Tephritidae. The transcript has 3 exons.